AUGGUGGUGGAGUUGUUGCUUGCGUUGAAAGUGGACGCGCAGCAGCAAAGCGACUCGCAAACAAGCCUUUUGCGUGGGCUUGGGCAUGGCGCCAACGUUCCCCGGCUGGAGAUGUUGACCGACAUCCGAGUGGCUAGCGCCCAGUUGUGCAAGUACUGGUGUCUCAAGCGAGAGGCCAAGCGCGGAGCGCCAUUGGUGCGCCCCGGCGCCGAUAAGUCAAUGCUUGUAGCGCAGGCGGCGCUGGUGCACGAUCGUGGCGACGCAGCGUUGGCCCAGCUUCAGGAAAAAAUUGACUUUGGACACACGUUGGUGGCCGAUUUGGAGAAGGUGGUGGAAAUCACCCGUCUCGCGUGGCAAAGACAGGCAGUGGCCCAGGAAAUAAGCCAGUUGCAGUUGUCGGCGUGCGAAACCGCUUACUUCCCCAUGUGCACUGUGGCGAAGGCCCAUUUGACGCACAUGACCGAGAAGCUCGAUCCUUCCAGAGGGGUGACGUUCUUCAAGCCGAAAUCGGCCACGAUGCUAGGGUUUGGGCAGAUUCUCAAGAAGGUCCAACUGUUGCAGUACAACAGUGCUAAGGCCUUGAACUCUGAUGUAGAGAGUUUGCUUCAGGAAAUCUGCUCUGAGCACUCGACAGGGGCACUUGGGAGAGCAGCAACAAAGUGGCUCGCGUACUGGCGCAGCAAAGCUGAGGAGAUUCAGGCUGCUGAGCAUGGAGACGCUCUGCGGAUUCCGUUUGUGAAGGUGCUGGGAGCGCAUAUGGAGUUGAAGCAGCACGACGCUGGCAGCGUGCUAGAGGAAGAGAAUUUGAGCGAGGUGGAAACCGAGCCAGCAAAGGACCCGUUGGCAGAGGGCCAGAACCGACAGAUGUUUAGAAAGUUUUUGGGAGGCUUCUAA
Messenger RNA from Candidozyma auris, 894 nucleotides. RefSeq lists its product as uncharacterized. The transcript has a single exon. Lineage: Eukaryota; Fungi; Ascomycota; Pichiomycetes; Serinales; Metschnikowiaceae. Bases 1 to 894 code for a protein of 297 amino acids. The record is from RefSeq and is a predicted model, not a curated record.